Messenger RNA from Chiloscyllium plagiosum (whitespotted bambooshark), 2645 nucleotides. It is a transcript of the gene pold2, whose product is annotated as polymerase (DNA directed), delta 2, regulatory subunit. Gene Ontology annotation, molecular function: DNA binding. Gene Ontology annotation, biological process: DNA strand elongation involved in DNA replication; DNA replication. NCBI's taxonomy places the organism in Eukaryota, Metazoa, Chordata, Chondrichthyes, Orectolobiformes, Hemiscylliidae. The record is from RefSeq and is a predicted model, not a curated record. Gene Ontology annotation, cellular component: delta DNA polymerase complex.
AAGGAGAAAGGGGAGAGGGGUGGGGUAUUUAUCCUUCCAUCGCAGCCGUUCAUCCACGUUGUUAUGUUUUCCGAGCGGGCGGCGCAGCAGGAGCCGACUCUGCUGUCGGCCCCGCUCCCGGCCCAGCCGGGCCCGACUUUCCCCCGGGUCACCGCCGGCUCCUACAACAACCGCUCCGGCUGCUUCAGGCUGGGCGAGCGCUCCUUCCAGCGGCAGUACGCGCACAUCUACGCCGCCCGGUUGAUGCAGGUGCGCCCGUUGGUGGAGGAGAGCGCCAGAAAGAAGUGGGGGGCCGAUGUGCCGGUCAAGAAGCUGUGUGAGCUGCAGGUCGGCCAGAAAUGUUGUGUGGUUGGCACCCUCUUCAAGCACAUGGAGUUGAAACCAUCCAUCCUGCGGGAAAUCAGUGAGGAGCACAACCUGUUGCCUCAACCAGCACGUACAAAAUACACAGAUCAAUCCGACGAGCUUAUUCUAGAGGAUGAGCUGCAACGAAUCAAAUUGGAGGGAAAGAUUGAUGUUCAGAAAUUAGUGACAGGUGCAGUUAUUGCAUUACUUGGUGCUGAACAGGGUGAUGGAAAAUUUUUGGUAGAAGAUAUUUGUACAACUGACAUUCCACCACAGCGGCAAAUGGCAGGUCCAAACACUGAUAGGUAUGUAAUAUUAGCCUCUGGUCUUGGCCUGGGUGGAAAGAAUGCAGAAAGUCUUCUUGGCAUGCAGCUUCUCAUUGACAUGGUAACAGGUCAGUUGGGAGAUGAGGGUGAACAGAGCAGUGCUGCAAAAAUCUCUCGUGUGAUUUUAGCAGGAAAUCUUCUCAGUCGGAACACACAGGAUAAAGACUCCUUCAUCAAGGCCAAGUAUCUAACAAAGAAGACUCAGGCAGCCAGCGUGGAAGCCAUUAAAAUGCUCGAUGAGAUCCUGGUGCAGCUAAGUGCCUCGGUUCCUGUAGAUUGUAUGCCUGGGGAAUUUGAUCCAACAAAUUACACCUUGCCACAGCAGCCACUCCACCACUGUAUGUUUCCGCAGGCUAUGACUUAUCCCACAAUGCAGCUUGUCACCAACCCUUAUCAAGCAGACAUUGAUGGAGUAAGGUUCCUGGGAACAUCUGGACAGAAUGUGAAGGACAUUUUCUGCUACAGUUCGAUGGAGGAUCAUCUUGAGAUCUUGGAGUGGACUUUACGGAUUGGCCACAUGAGUCCCACUUCGCCGGACACCCUUGGAUGUUACCCAUUCUACAUGAAUGAUCCAUUCAUUUUUGAGGAGUGUCCACAUGUUUACUUCUGUGGCAAUGCUCCAUCAUUCCAAUCAAAAAUUCUAAAAGGUGUAGAAGGACAACGGGUACUCUUGGUUGCUGUCCCAGAAUUUUCUACAACACAAAAAGCUUGUCUGGUGAACCUACGGACUCUUGAGUGUCAACCAAUCAGCUUCUCUGCUUUCAGUGCUGGGGAUGAUGAUGUCGAGAUGGAUGUCAGUCACUGAGCGUGAAGACAUGUUUGUUUAAAAAAGGUUUCAUGUGACUUUUCAUCCUCUGACACUAGCAAGCAAGAUGCAGAUUGCCCACUCUGCACAGGAGGGGAAGUCAAUUGAGGAAGUCAGUUGCACCUCCUUUGUAACACUCCUGUCGUUGGUGUUCAGAGGGACUAAUGUUGAAGAACCAUGCUGCGUGGUAACUUGUUUCUACAUCUUUUCAUUCUGCAAAGGCAACACUGAAAGAUUUUAAAUCAUCAUGUUUUCAGCUUUAGUUUUGAAAGUGAACUCAGUCCCUUAACCUUGCCUCAAUUGCAUGUUUUUCAAAUCAAAACAGUAUCAUGUUAAUCAUGAGUGAGACACUUUACAGCAUGUCUAAUUAGUGACAACAUGCUGAAAUUCUUAGACUUAAACCUCUGGGGAUAUAAUGCAUGAGGCAUUUUUAAGUUGGUAACUUGCACUUGGUGCUUUGUUUUUAAUUGGUCCCUGGGGUUUCUGAGUCUUGACAUAUUCAAUUGUUUUGAUGGAACUGAUUGGACCUAACCCCUUUGCUCGCUCGUACCACCGAAAGUUAAAAUGCUCCUGACAGGAUAAACUUGAAUAAGAGACAAUGUCUUUUAGUUGUGUGCUGUGUUGGGUAUUUCUUAAAACAGUUUAUGCCAUAAAAAAUGUUGGAAUCCUAUAAGUUGAUCCAUUAUAUGUUUAACUGGAUGUACAAAAUAAAAGGCACUUCCAUAGCGCCUAAUAUCUUCUUGGGGAAAUUCAAAUUACUUUUCUGUCAUCCUGUACAGUGUACUAUUUCAAGAACUCAACUUCUCUGAUUUUCGUAGGGCAGUUUUAAUCUGUCACUGUGUCUGGUGUAGCUGCUAUCACACAGCAAGUAUGAUAUCUUGUUUGUAUUUUAUUCUAGAUUAUGAUUUGGCUUUGUAAACAAACCUGUGUGUUGACUUUCCAAAAAUUAAAUGAACAAUAGUGUGACACACUUGGGCAGGAAUAAUAGAAGUAUUACCUGAAGAGCAAACAUCUGCAGAAUUCCAAGGCUGCCAAUAGAUGGUAAUAUUAAUUGCUUGCUACAUGUAUUUAUGGAAAUACAGUAAAAUGUGUAUGUUGAUGCUGUUUUAAGCCAGUGCUGUUUUAGUUUCAUAAAUUAUGAAAAAUAAAUCAGAUAUUCUUCGGACAAA